This is a messenger RNA of Mangifera indica (mango), 1423 nucleotides long. RefSeq names its product ACT domain-containing protein ACR11-like. The record is from RefSeq and is a predicted model, not a curated record. Gene Ontology annotation, cellular component: chloroplast thylakoid membrane; chloroplast stroma. The coding region runs from base 355 to 1218 and encodes 287 amino acids. The transcript has 10 exons. NCBI's taxonomy places the organism in Eukaryota, Viridiplantae, Streptophyta, Magnoliopsida, Sapindales, Anacardiaceae.
AUUUUUCUCUACAAGAUGGCAUCAAAAUCCGACAAAUUCCUAGAUCAGAUCACGAACGGACGUAGCAGAUAAUUUCACACACCCCAGAGGAUUGGUUGAACCAAAACUAGUGAAAGCGAACUCAUCACGCACAUAGGCUUUACCCACUUUGCUCUUGUUUUAAUGGCGGAUAUUACGACAACUCUCCAACCAAUCUCUUAUUUCACGUCUCCAUACCUUUUCAAGCUUACCCUUUUCUUUAGACGCUCUCUCAUGGCUUCCUUCACCACCCUUUCUUCUCUUUAGUACUCGUUUUCUCUUGCCUUGCUUUCUUCUUGUUGGUCCUGUCUUUUGAGCUGCUGAUUUGUGUUCCCAAUGACUGCUACCAUGGCUUCAGCUUCUUUGCAUUUGGCUGCUCACUUGAGUUCUGGUAACAAGUUUAAAGCUUUGGAGCAUCCCAAGUUUAAAGUUUCUUGCUUUACCCGUUUUGGUGAUAGACCUGUUUGCAGUGCUCUCGGCAGAAGAUUGACAUCUUCAGUUGCUACGAUAAUUCCGCAAGCCUCAGCUACAGCUCUUGAGGGUGGAAGUAACAACGAGACUGACACAGUUCCGACUCCUAAAGUGAUAGUGGAUCUAGAUUCUGAUCCAGAUGCAACAGUGGUGGAGAUAACCUUUGGUGACCGCCUUGGGGCUCUUCUUGAUACUAUGAAUGCACUUAAAAACCUUGGGCUGAAUGUUGUUAAGGCAAAUGUCUAUCUAGACUCCUCUGGAAAACACAACAAAUUUGCCAUCACUAAUGCUUCUACUGGUAGGAAAGUUGACGAUCCAGAGAUGCUUGAGGCAAUCCGUUUGACAGUUAUAAACAAUCUACUUCAGUAUCACCCGGAAUCAAGUUCCCAGUUAGCAAUGGGUGUAGCCUUUGGCGUUGAUCCACCCAAACAGCAGGUUGAUGUGGACAUAGCAACCCGUGUAAAUGUCUCUGAUGAUGGUCCUGAUAGAAGCUUGCUUUAUGUGGAGACAGUGGAUCGCCCAGGAUUAUUGGUUGACCUUGUAAAGAUUAUCACUGAUAUCAACGUUGCUGUUGAAUCAGGAGAGUUUGACACAGAGGGGUUGUUGGCCAAGGCAAAGUUUCAUGUCAACUACAAGGGCCAAGCUCUCAUCAAGCCUCUCCAACAGGUUCUUGCUAAUAGUUUAAGGUAUUUUUUGAGGCGGCCAACAACAGAGGAGGCAAGUUUUUAAGGUGGUGUUGAUGAUUGAAUUUACAAUUAUACUGUCAAAUGAUACUGUACUCCCAAUAAACAUUCACCGGAAUUAUAGAAUGUUGUCACCAUAGUCGCCUUGUAUAACCAAAACACCUUAUGGACAGUAAGUUAGUGAUCUUUUGUUGCAUACUGUAGCCAAAAGGUCAUGACUGAAACAGAAAUUUAUAUGGCAAAUUCUUCAA